Messenger RNA from Cavenderia fasciculata, 2046 nucleotides. RefSeq lists its product as uncharacterized. The record is from RefSeq and is a predicted model, not a curated record. The transcript is spliced from 3 exons. Lineage: Eukaryota; Evosea; Eumycetozoa; Acytosteliales; Cavenderiaceae. The coding region runs from base 1 to 2046 and encodes 681 amino acids.
AUGAAAGAUGAAGGAGAAAAGAAAACGAUCAUGUUUGCAGAAACUGAUCAAAUCAUAGAGAAUAAUCAAAAUAAUAAUAGUAGUAAUAGUGUUGGUAGUGGAACGGUUUCUGCUAUACAACAACAACAACACAACUAUCACAGUAAUCAUAAUGGAAUAGUAUUAAAUAGUAGUAUAGAGUCUACACAAUCAUCUAUAGAUUAUUUGCCAAAGAAUGAUGAGGUGGAAAUACAAACAUUGAUGGGUCGAAGAAAACCAUCGGAAUUAGAUUUAACAAUGGGUUAUGGUGAUGAAGUCAUAGAGAUUUCCCAAUCUAUUGAUGAUGGAGAUAUGUACGACUAUGACGACUAUCAUCAACCCGGCGGUGUUGGAAUCACCCUCCAAAACAUAUACCAUCCACAUGAUGCCAGGACCGAGAAAAAGGGAAAGAGUCAUAUUAUAAAUAGUCCAUUAUUGGAAUCAAUCAAUUUAAAUGGAAAUACUCAAGAUGACAGUGAUGACGAUAGUGACAGUGACAGUGACAAUCAAGAAGAACAAACAGAAUCAUUAAAUGAAAUUAAUAUUAAUAUCAGUCAACAACAACAACAACAUAGUAGUGGUAGUGGUAGUCAAAAGCAAAAGAUGAAAAAGAAACCAUAUUAUUUCAUUGAACCUUAUAUUACAUUACUUGUAUCAAAUAAGGCAUACAGAUUGCUAUUCUUGUCAUCGUUGAUUUCACAACUUGGUGAUUGGUUUAAUGAAUUGGCAUGUUUGACGUUAUUGGCAAAGUAUGGUGCUAGUGGUAUUAUGGUUAGUGCCUUUUUGGUGCUGCGAGAAUGUCCACCAUUCUUUUUUAGUCCGAUUACAGGUGUUGUCAGUGACACGUUUGAUCGUCGAAAGAUUAUGAUCAUGGCCGAUGUAUUUAGAUGUGUUUUGGUACUACUAUUCCUUUUGGUUCGAUCACAGGGCAGUCUGUGGUUAUUUCUCGUUAAAAAGGACCAACUCAUCACCGCCAAUGCCACCGAGCAGACAUCCUACUCAUCUAUGAUGUUGAUCGGUGCUGCAAUUGGUGGUCUCGUCUCUUACAAGUUUGGUACAACCGUCAAUUACAUCAUUGACAGUAUGACCUAUAUAGGAUCACUCAUUUGUGUUUUAUUAUUAGUAAGAGUAAUGAAUCAACAAUCUCAAUUAAAUCAACAAAAAGAAGAAGAAACCGAAGAAGAAGAAGAAGAAGAGAGUGAAACGAUGAUUAGCGAAUCAGAAGAAUCUCAAUUUGAAUAUUACAUGAGUCAAACAGAAACUGAAGAUGAUAAUAUUCAUAAACAAAGAUUACAUCAACAAAAUCAACAUCAACAACAUUUACAACCAAAUAAUAAUAAUAAUAAUAAUAAUCCAGGUAAUUCCAAAACAACAACAACAACAACAGCAAUUGGUAGAUAUUUUUCAAUGUAUAAAGAAGGGAUGAUAUUCUUGAGGAAUCAUCAUUAUAUUUGGUUGAUUACAUUUUGCAAGGCUAGUGGUGCACUUGUAUGGGCUGGUGCAGACACUGUUCUCAUUCGAUUUGGUCAAAAGGUAUUUACGAUGGGUGAUGACGGCAGUCUGUCACUUGGAAUCAUUCUGGCUUGUGGUGGUCUAGGUAUUGUCCUAGUACCAUUUGUAUUUGCUAGAAUCAUUCCCGAUAAACCAAUUUAUCAUAAUAAUAUUUUAAAGUUUGGUUUUUUUAUGAAUUGUUUUGGAACAUUGGCACUUGGAUUCUCAGCAUCAAUAUUUCCAGUAUUUUUAUUCUUUAAUGUCAUUAGAUCAAUGUCAACUUGUGUAUUGUGGUUGUAUUCAUCAUCGAUCCUACAACAAUUACUUCCAAACAAGGUAAGAGGAAGAGUAUUUGCAUUUGAAUUUGGUAUGCUCAUUCUAUGCAGUGUCUGUGCUAAAAUGACAACUGGUUUGUUGCUUGACGAAGCACAAAUGUCUCCACAAAAUGUAACCUAUGUAUUUGGUCUGGUUGGUGUAUUGGUCUUUAUGGUUUGGAUGACAUUAUUAAACAAAUUCACUUUGGUUGAAAAGUCAUAA